AUGGCUACCGCUAAGAAGACCGAAUGGCUCGUCAUCAUCCCCGACAAGGAGGGCGUUCAUGAGAAGAGGCUUGAGGUGAGGCCGAAGCACUUCGAGGGCAUUAAGUCGUUUGAGGAGUCCGGGAAGUUUAAGAUGGGAGGUGCCGUUCUCAACGAGGUCCCCAAGGACAACAACCCCCAGAACUUUAGCUUCUACGGAAGCACCAUCAUUGUCGUCGCCGAUACCAAGGAGGAGGUUCUUGACAUCAUCAAGAAGGAUGUUUACACCGAGAGUGGUGUUUGGGACUUUGAGAAGAUUCAAAUUUGGCCCGUUCUCCUAGCCUUCAGGAACCCAUAA
Messenger RNA from Scedosporium apiospermum, 336 nucleotides. RefSeq lists its product as uncharacterized. Lineage: Eukaryota; Fungi; Ascomycota; Sordariomycetes; Microascales; Microascaceae. The transcript has 4 exons. The record is from RefSeq and is a predicted model, not a curated record. The coding region runs from base 1 to 336 and encodes 111 amino acids.